Molecule: messenger RNA, 4890 nt
Organism: Onychomys torridus (southern grasshopper mouse)
Lineage: Eukaryota; Metazoa; Chordata; Mammalia; Rodentia; Cricetidae
Gene: Synpo2
Product: synaptopodin 2
Exons: 4
Coding region: 159-3437 (1092 amino acids)
Biological process (GO): positive regulation of actin filament bundle assembly
Cellular component (GO): stress fiber; Z disc; nucleus
Molecular function (GO): actin binding
Source: RefSeq, a predicted model, not a curated record
GCUCGGCUUCUGCGCGCACUUUCCCUGCAAGCCAGCCGCGGGGCAGCCCUGCGUCCUGCACCCUCCGCACCAGCCCAGCUUACCGGCGCAUCCUCCACCACACCCCGGCCUCGCCUGUCUUCCCCAAGCUCUUGAUGCUGCCCAGCUGAAAGGAGAAAAUGGGCACUGGAGAUUUUAUCUGCAUUUCCAUGACUGGAGGGGCGCCCUGGGGGUUCAGACUACAAGGAGGCAAGGAGCAGAAGCAGCCCUUGCAAGUCGCAAAGAUUCGAAGCCAGAGCAAAGCAUCAGACUCUGGCUUAUGUGAGGGGGAUGAAGUGGUGUCUAUCAAUGGCAACUCUUGUGCAGACCUUACCUACCCUGAAGUCAUCAAGCUCAUGGAGAGCAUAACAGACUCUCUGCACUUGCUUAUUAAAAGACCAUCUAGUGGGACAAUCGAGACUUUGGACUCUGAAACAGAAAACAUAAACCACCACCAUCUUCCACAGGAGGGGCCCAUGGAAAGUACCACCCUGCAGAUUCUUCCAGCCACAAAGCCCCAGUGCAAAGACUUCUUUCUUGCUCCAGUCCAAAGUAGAGUUCCCCUAACUGAUGACCAAGGAAAUGCUUGGGGUUAUGCGGAAUGUACAACAGGAGAAAACAUUCCCCAGAUGCUUGGCUCCCAAGAAGGACACUUGCUAGAAGAGGUCAUCUUAAGGGAAAAAGCAGAAGCAGGCCAGCCAGGCUGUGUGGUUGAGCUGCAACUGUCCCUCCCAAAGGAAAGCCAUCAAUACACUAGUGGCCCUCUAGUGACCCUCCAGGGAAAUGAAAAAUCCAAGUCUCCUGAACCAGACUGGAGUUCACAGCACGAGAAGACCAUCCCCAUAAAUUCCAUCGCUGCUCCUGAGGAAGCAGGCACUUCUGUGCUGUCUAGCACGACAAUCCAGACCUCCAGCGGCCGGAAGUUGAGAGUGAUCCAGGGAAGAGAAGCAGGAGGUGCAGGGCUGCCCCAGGUGGAAGUGAUUCUAGAGGGCCGUGACAGGCAGAAGGCGGAAGAGUGCCGGCUGAAGGCAGGAAAGGGGUGUGUGGCUUCUGGGGUGGAAGGAGGGCAGUCAGAAGCACCUCCUUCUCUGGUCUCCUUUGCGGUCUCACCAGAAGGCACCGAGCAGGGGGAAGAUCAACGCUCAGGAAAGGAUCUCAGCAGACCACACAAGCACAGAGCACGACAUGCUCGGCUCAGGAGGAGUGAAAGUCUGUCUGAAAAGCAAGUGAAAGAAGCUAAGUCUAAAUGCAAAAGCAUCGCUCUCCUUCUCACGGAUGCUCCCAACCCCAACUCCAAGGGGGUGUUGAUGUUUAAGAAGAGGCGGCGAAGGGCCCGGAAGUACACCCUAGUCAGUUACGGUACUGGCGAGCUUGAACGAGGAGAGGAGGAGGAGGAGGACCAGGAAGAAGGAGACAAGGACGAGCUAAGCGAAGUUGCCUUUCUUGGAACGAGCGAGUCCGAAGUGGAUGAAGAGUUCCUGUCUGACACUGACGACAACGCACAGGUUGUGAACUUUGACUGGGAUUCUGGACUGGUGGACAUUGAAAAGAAGCUGAGCCGAGGGGACAAGAUGGAGAUGCUGCCAGACACCACAGGCAAGGGAGCGCUCAUGUUUGCGAAGAGGAGAGAGAGGAUGGAACAGUUCACAGCCCAAAAUGAAGAGGAGAAGACGAGUGUGAUGCCAGGUAGAGGACCAGACGGGCUGCAGAUGGACGGUGUGAGAACCACGACUUCUUACCAAAAGAAGGAAGAGGAAUCCGUGAGAAUGCAGAGCUCUGUGAGCGAGAGCUCCAUCCAGAUGGGUCGGAGUCUUGGCAACAUGCCACAACAGAACGGCUUCAGUGGAGUGUCUGAGACAGCAGGGGCCCAGAGGAUGAUCCCUAUGAACAGAACCGCCAAGCCUUUCCUGGGAACUAUGAACCAGCCAGCAGCCCCCUUCUCCCCAACACGGAGUGUGACAAGCCCCAUCUCCGACUUCCCUGCUCCGCCACCUUACUCCGCCGUCUCACCUCCACCUGAAGCCUUCUCCAGAGGGGUAUCGAGUCCAAUCACUGGCCCAGCACAGCCCCCUCCAUGGCCCCAGCCUGCUCCAUGGUCACCACCAGCCUUCUAUGAUUCAUCUGAGCAGAUAGCUUCCCGGGAUGAGAGGAUCGCCGUGCCGGCGAAAAGAACAGGGAUACUGCAAGAAGCCAAAAGACGGGGCACAACAAAACCCAUGUUUACUUUUAAAGAAACCAAAGUGAGCCCCAACCCUGAGCUCCUGUCGCUUCUUCAAAAUGCGGAAGGGAAGCGGGGCACUGGAGCUGGAGGAGAUUCUGGGCCUGAAGAAGACUACCUCAGUUUAGGUGCAGAGGCUUGUAACUUCAUGCAAAGUUCUGCCAAACAAAAGACCCCACCUCCGGUUGCUCCAAAGCCUGCUGCAGUCAAAUCCUCCUCCCAACCAGUAACUCCAGUUUCUCCAGUCUGGUCUCCAGGGGUGGCCCCAGCCCAGCUUCCUGCCUUCCCCACAUCAAAUCUACCAAACCCUCCGCAGGUCACAGCUGUAUCCUCCAUCAAAAUAGCUCAGCCUUCCUGCCCUCCUGCCCGGCCUGCCAGCGCACUGAACCUGGCUGGUCCCUUCAAAGGGCCCCAGGCAGCAGUGGUCAGUCAUAACUACACACCCAAGCUAUCAGCACCCACACCACAAGUAAAUGCUGCUCAUGCUGGUGCAGGGGGACCAUCCAAUGAGCUUCCCGGAAUGAGUGGGAAAGGAGCCCAAUUGUUUGCUAAAAGGCAAUCGAGGAUGGAGAAGUAUGUGGUAGAUUCCGACACAGUGCAGGCCCACACAGCUCGGGCCCAGUCUCCCACUCCAUCCCUUCCCGCCAGUUGGAAGUACUCCUCCAAUGUUCGAGCACCCCCUCCUAUGGCCUACAAUCCUAUCCAUUCCCCCUCCUAUCCACUGGCUGCUAUCAAGUCUCAGCCACCAGUGGCCCAGGCCUCCAAAAUGAGCAAGAAAAAGGGCAAGAAGCCUCUUAACACUUUGGAUGUCAUGAAGCACCAACCGUAUCAGCUCAAUGCGUCUUUGUUUACCUUCCAACCUCCCGAUUCAAAGGAUGGCCUCCCUCAAAAGUCAACAGUCAAGGUCAGUUCAACCGUGGCCAUGAAGCAAGCCCUUCCUCCCCGACAGGUGAAUAUUGGCUCCCCCACAAAUGCGCAGGCUUCAUCUGUAUACUCGGUACCGGCCUAUACCUCUCAGCCCUCCUUCUUCGCCGAGGCCACCUCACCAGUCAGUGCGUCCCCGGUGCCUGUGAGUGUUCCCACCUCUCCAAAGCCAGAAUCGGCCUCCUCAUCGUAUUUUGUGGCACCAAGGCCGAAGUUCUCAGCGAAGAAAAGUGGUGUCACAGUACAGGUGUGGAAACCGUCUGUCAUGGAGGAGUGAUCUCAUAGCGGAAGCUGAGUGUCCACUUUGCUUGAAAGGAAUUGUUUGCAGUGUUGAGCCCCCGAGAAUGCUUAGCAGAUCCUCAGCUUACUUAAUUUCAGAUACGUUACCUCCCAAUCUGGGUCCAAGAAGCAUAAUAAUAUGUUUUUGGGUCAAAACACCAACUCAGUUUGACUUAAAAUGUGUUUAUUUCCUCUGCACACUUAAAACUAUCUGUGAUAUCCCAAAAUAGGUGUGUGCCAUUACAUCAAGUAAGCAGGACACUUCUUAGGAUUUAGGCUUUAGCCACAGACAGUGAUCAGAGUAACCAAGCUUGGAGGCAUAGCCUUUAAUGUCACAUAGCUGUGCUCCUGCAGGGAAAGGACUCAAAGGUGGUGAAAAUAUAAUGUGAUGACCGAGAUUCCCUUCAAGUCAUCCUUUAGUUCUAUUUCUGGUAUUAAGGAAAUAGGAAAUCCCUCGAGGACAGGAAUCAGCUCUGCCCAAUCACCUCAGAUGCCUGCUUGCUGCCACAGAGAAGGGACUGGGAGACUUGUUGGGAUUUAUGUAACUUAGCAAUAGGUUGUAAGGAGGAUCUUAGCUACAGAGCACUAACUCUGUAUUGGGCCCUUUACUAGGUGUUCUCACACACACUGACUCGUUUCAGAAGAUGUAUUUGAAGUAGUUAGGACAGGGAGAGAAAUCUCGUUAUCCUUAGAAAGGGAUCUCCAUGGUCCUUCCCCAGGGUCUUAAGGAACUAUUGAGUGUAUCUCCCAUUGCCCAUGAAAGCGCUUGUUUGUUUUCCUCAGCUGAGGCAGAGGGUAGCACAGUAGAAUGAGCAACAUUAAAAGGAGGGUGGACAGAGAGAGAGUUGCAGUGGCUAUCAUUUUGCUCUGAGAAGCCACAGAAUUGGGACUGGAAGGGGUUCUGACCACAGGAUCUGGGGCAUAGAGACAAAGCAAGAACCUCGGAGAGCUGUCUGGGUGACCUCCCAGAUUUCCUCCUCCUGUUCAAUCUGCUCUUUGGCACACGCCUCCUCCACUGUCCCUUGCGAUUCUCUUCCUGCGCCUUUAUUUUCUCACUUGCAUUUGACGAACCAGGGUAGUUUGAACAAGGUUACCUUGUAACUUUGGACUGCUUACACACCGUGUUGUCAUCCAGCUGGCUAUGAGGUUAAUAAUGGCACUGAUGGCAAACCUGAAGACCUUUCUCAUAUCUAUUUUAAGUCUGAGUGCAACCAACCAUGGAAAAUGCUCAAUGUGAGCUCAUGCAGAGGGGUGCAAAGCAGUUGUAACAGCUCCAGGGAAACCCUCUGCUUUGUGCAGGGGGUGGCUGUGUCUAGAGAUUUCAUGGAAAGUCUUCCCUGGUUCGAGAGCACACAGUAACACUUCAGUCUCAAGAUACCUGUAUUCCUGUCUUCUUCUGCCAUUCUGCUGUAUUCCACUAUCCUAUUAAAAUAUUACCUUCUUUAUCUGUG